Actinia tenebrosa (Australian red waratah sea anemone) is the source of this 712-nucleotide messenger RNA. Its product is annotated as dnaJ homolog subfamily C member 12. Lineage: Eukaryota; Metazoa; Cnidaria; Anthozoa; Actiniaria; Actiniidae. Gene Ontology annotation, cellular component: cytoplasm. The record is from RefSeq and is a predicted model, not a curated record.
GUUUACCUGAGAUGUUUAUUAUAUUAUGGCGCAGUUUACAGAAAAAAAUUGCUGCGAUUUUUUAACCAGAAAAGAUCAGCAAGACCUCUAUGAACUACUAGGAUGUGACGAGCUAAAUAGUAAAGAACAAAUUAAUGCGGAAUUUAAGAGAAAAGCUUUACAGUUUCACCCGGACAAGAACAGAAACAAAGAAGAUGGCAAUGAAGACGAAGCUCAUCAAAUGUUUGAAAGGUUAAAGAAGGCUCGUGAUAUCCUAUGCGAUGAUAGCAACAGGAGACAGUAUGAUUACUGGAGGAGAAUUGGUCUUCAAGAUUAUGUAACGUUUGAUGAAUGGAUGGAAAAGAGUUCUCAUAUGCAGGCCUCCAUUCACUGGGCACCGAAAGCACCAAAGAAGUACAUGCUAGCAGAUACGGAACAUGCCCAUACCCUGUGCAAAGAAAACACUAAAGACCAAGAUGAGAGCAACAACACUUCAAGGUUCUUCAGGAAAUAUUCACCUUAUGCCAGAACCGGUUGGGGACCCAAGAGCCACUUGAUUAGAAAGUUCCAAAAUUAUGAGAUUUAGAAUAUAUUUGCAGUAUGCAAGGCAUCCAUUCCAGUGUAUAUAAAUAGACAGUUCUAUACAUAUUCAUAACAUAACAUCAGUAUUUUCAUAUGAGAAGUAAUAGCAGUAGAAUUUGAAGAUUAAAAAAAAAUAAAACUACUAAACUAU